Messenger RNA from Lycium ferocissimum, 1305 nucleotides. Its product is annotated as mRNA-decapping enzyme subunit 2. Gene Ontology annotation, biological process: deadenylation-dependent decapping of nuclear-transcribed mRNA; nuclear-transcribed mRNA catabolic process, nonsense-mediated decay. The transcript is spliced from 8 exons. Bases 86 to 1051 code for a protein of 321 amino acids. Gene Ontology annotation, molecular function: manganese ion binding; RNA binding; 5'-(N(7)-methylguanosine 5'-triphospho)-[mRNA] hydrolase activity. The record is from RefSeq and is a predicted model, not a curated record. NCBI's taxonomy places the organism in Eukaryota, Viridiplantae, Streptophyta, Magnoliopsida, Solanales, Solanaceae. Gene Ontology annotation, cellular component: cytoplasm.
ACAAAAAUACUUAGUAUUAUAUGUAUAUACGUACGUGAAAAUAUCUCAGAUCGAAGUUAGGGUUAGGGUUUUAGAUUUUAAAAAAAUGUCAGGACUUCAUAGAUCUUCUAGCGCUCCUUCUAAAAAUGGACUUCCUCCUCAGGAACUCCUUGACGAUCUUUGCAGUCGGUUUGUAUUGAAUGUGCCAAAAGAAGAUCAGCAAUCAUUUGAGAGGAUUUUGUUUCUUGUGGAGUACGCACAUUGGUUUUAUGAAGACAAUACUGUAGAAAAUAAUCCGUCAUUGAAGUCUUUCACUCUGAAGGAAUUUACUUCCUUAAUGUUCAACAGUUGUGAUGUUUUAAAACCAUAUGUUCCUCACAUAGACGACAUAUUCAAGGACUUCACCUCUUACAAGGUUCGAGUUCCUGUAACUGGGGCCAUAAUCCUUGAUGAAACUUUUGAACGGUGCUUGCUAGUAAAAGGAUGGAAGGGUUCAAGUUGGAGUUUUCCACGUGGGAAAAAGAACAAGGAUGAAGAGGACCACAGUUGUGCAGUUAGAGAAGUAUUGGAAGAAACAGGAUUUGAUGUCUCGAAACUUCUUCAGAAAGAUCAAUUCCUUGAAAUGACUUUUGGACAGCAAAGAGUGCGGCUUUACAUUAUAGCUGGAGUGAAAGAGGAUACAUCAUUUGCCCCACAAACCAAAAAAGAAAUUAGUGAAAUUGCAUGGCAAAGACUGGAUGAACUUUCACCAGCAAGUAACGAUGUCAUAUCUCGUGGGAUGACCGGCCUCAAGCUCUACAUGGUUUCUCCAUUUUUAACAUCUUUGCGAUCAUGGAUUUCAGCACAUCAGCCUCCUGUAGCACCUAGAUUGGAUAGACCUUCAAGAGGAUUAAGUGUGUGGAAUGCAAAGAAUAGCUCUACCGGAAGCAGCUCAGUUGUACCUGAGAUUCAAUUGAACAAACCUGCAGUUGAUGCACGUCCCCCAGACACAGGUCCUGGUAAAAGCUUCAGAAACUUCCGGUUUGACACUGCUUCAAUAUAUCGUGCAAUGGAAGCUGGUUUCUCUUCUUGAAGUGUAGAGUGUAGUCAUGGUUAAUUGUCAAGUUUUGUGUGCACAUAUUUUGUCUAGCUCCAGUCAUCACUACAUCAGUCAUUUACAAAAUCUAGGACUCUUCGUGUUAAUCCUGCUUAGACAAGUUCAUAGUUUUGUGGCUGUUCUGUUCAGGUUUGGGAUGUAUGUAUAGUAUGUAUGUACAGGAACCUUGUAUUGAAUAGUGACCAUGUUCUUUAGUUAAUGCAGAAACACUCCUUUUAUUUUGGACACUA